AUGUUUCUAUAUAUAGGUGCAUGUCUUUAUCCAAAAAAAACUAAACGUCGUUGGUAUAACAAGAAACACUUCAUCAUUCCGGUCAGCAUAUUGACAGCACUGUUAAUCUUAGCAGUUGUUCUCGGUUCUACUCUUGGAUCAAAGUCUACUCAUAAUGCAUCAGGUAUGUAUUUUGAUUUUCUUUUCAAAUCAAAGACAAGCCAAAGACAAGUGACACUUAAAUCUCAAAGCCCUGAUCGUUUCCCUUAUUAA
Molecule: messenger RNA, 252 nt
Organism: Rotaria sordida
Lineage: Eukaryota; Metazoa; Rotifera; Eurotatoria; Philodinida; Philodinidae
Source: the annotation of a GenBank genome assembly